AAAAGCUCUGGGCCCCUUGGCCCCACGUAUUCUGUUCACAUUCAGCACCUGCCUUUGCUUGAGAACUGCUCCUUCCCUGCAGCCCCACCAUGAUUUACUCCUCGGGGAGAGAAUCCUACUUCAACCUGAACUCCACCUGGUACGACCCGGCGGGCUCCUGGCUGGACACGCGGCGCACGCCCUUCCGCUACGGCUACGCCACCUGCUGCUCCUCGGGCUGCCAGGGCGAGGGCGCCGAGGGCAUGAGGGGCCACGACUACCGCUGCUACGGCUACCGGCAGCCCCGCUGCUCCGAGCGCUGCCAGGGCUACGGCGGCUCCUCGGGCUCGUGCCACGGCUGCGUCCGGAGGCCGACGUACAGCUACGGGGGGUCAGGGGGGUGCCAGGGCUACGGCAGGUCCGUGUGCGCCGAGAGGUGCCAGGGCUCCUCGGGCUCGUGCCACGGAGGGGGGUCCAGCUGUGUCAGGAGGCCCACGGUGUCCUACGGGGGGUCAGGGGGGUGCCAGGGCUACGGCAGGUCCGUGUGCGCCGAGAGGUGCCACGGGUCGGUGGCCCAGGGUGGGAAGCCGUGCUGUGGGAAGCCCGUGCAGAGCAUCCCAGUGCAGAGCUGUCCCCAACCAGUGCAGAGCAUCCCAGUGCAGAGCUGUCCCCAACCAGUUCAGUGCUGUCCCCAACCAGUGCAGAGCAUCCCAGUGCAGAGCUGUCCCCCACCAGCGCAGGUUUGCCCCUGUCCCUGUCCCCCUCCAGUCCAGCAGAGCUGUGUGCCCGUGGCCAAGGGCAUCCCCCGCCAGCAGCAGAAGCAGAUCUGCAAAGUUCCAGCCCGGAAGAUCAAAUAAAGGCUGUGAGGAGCGAGGGGAAACACAAGGAAUUUGUCGCUUUCUCACCCCUGCCCUGCGUUGUCACCCGCCCCUGCUCUGUCCCUCUGCUGUAACGCUCUCUGAAGCUGUGACCCACUGGCGCUGUGGAAUUUAAAACUCUCUUCACCUGGUUCCACAGCAGACGUGGAGGCAAUAAAAAAUGCUGGCUCAAAA
Molecule: messenger RNA, 1031 nt
Organism: Ficedula albicollis (Collared flycatcher)
Lineage: Eukaryota; Metazoa; Chordata; Aves; Passeriformes; Muscicapidae
Product: keratin, ultra high-sulfur matrix protein-like
Exons: 2
Coding region: 90-836 (248 amino acids)
Source: RefSeq, a predicted model, not a curated record